Messenger RNA from Fraxinus pennsylvanica, 747 nucleotides. NCBI's taxonomy places the organism in Eukaryota, Viridiplantae, Streptophyta, Magnoliopsida, Lamiales, Oleaceae. The record is from the annotation of a GenBank genome assembly.
AUGGUUGAUUGCCGGAACUUGAUCGAGUUUUGCAGAGCUUUUGAGCAGCACAAGAGCAGCUUCAAUUCCAAUUCACUGAGCGUUUCUCGCACAAAAAGGCAUCACCAUGAUUUUAGUAGUUCCCUAAACCCUUUCUCCCAUCAAUUUUGCAGUCGCUCUCCAUUCGCUGUCCUGGAAGUGAUUAUGCUUCUAAUAGCAAUCGGAUCCUUGGGAUUCUUGAUUGUUCCCUGCUUUAAACUGGUCUUUUACGACUGUCUGCCCAUACUUUUUGAUCUAAUUAUUGACGCAAUAGAGAAUGCACCUGUGGCAUAUUUCCUGGGCUUGAUAUUUGUGCUGCUUGGAGUCAUAUUCAUCGGUGUUGUUUGGGAAAUUAUUGAUAUGAGGUCGAGGAAAUGUGGGAAUCCACAUUGCAAGGGGUUACGAAGAGCAGUUGAAUACGAUAUUCAGUUGGAAUCAGAGGAAUGUGUCAAGUACUUGCCUGUCACUGAUGCUUGUGACACUGAUAAAGGGGUGAAGCAGCUGGAAUUGGGACAGGAUCGGAAGGAACUAGAGGCCGAGUUGAAGAGGAUGGCGCCACUCAAUGGAAGGACCGUGUUGAUAUUUCGAGCACCGUGUGGAUGCCCUGCUGGCAGAUUGGAGGUUUGGGGGCCUAAGAAAAUACGAAGAAUAAAAAAAUAUGAAGAUCUACAAGAGAGGAGAUAUCUCAUGGUGUCGUGUGAGGAUCAGAAACUGGUUUACUCCUCAUAA